AUGCUGCGCGGAUCGCAGACCCUCGUGCGGCGCGGGCUGCAGCACUCGAGCGCCGGGCGCUGGUCGGCGCUGGUCGCCGGCGGCGCGGCGGCGCGUGUUUCCGACGCCUCUUUUGUCGAGGAGUGCCGCGCCCAAUAUCUCGCAAACGGCUGGUGCCACAUCCCCAACUUCAUUGGCAAGGAGCGCUGCGCUGAGCUGCGCAACGAGGCUGACGCGCUCCUUGAGAGCGACGCGGCGUUUGCCAGCACCGACGACCACACCGUUUACCAGCAAGAGCGGGACGAGCGGCUCCCGCUCGACCACCCGCGCAACCGGCUCAUGAAGUCCACCAAGCGGAUCGUCGAUUACGAGCACGUCCCGCAGGAGUCGUCGCUUCGAGAGCUCUACUCGGCACCCGAACUGCGCUCGUUCGUCCAGGCGGUCGUCGGCGUGCCCGAGCUGCACCUCUCCGCCUGCCCCUACAACGCGGCCAUGUACAACGGCUACUACGACUCGGACGGGCUCGACUGGCACUUCGACAGCUCCGAGUUCGGCGUCAAUCUGGUGCUUCAGAACCCCACCGAUGGUGGCAAGUUCGAGUACCACAGCCUCACGCGCAGCGAGGAGGACCUCUGGUCGUACGACGCUGUCACAAAGGUGCUAGCCGAGGCAGACGCCUCGGCCGAGGGCGCGGCGACGAGCGCUGAGACCGUGGAGGGACUCGCGCCGGGCUCGCUCGUCUUCUUUGCGGGCCGGCUCUCGCUCCACCGCGUAUCUCCGGUGCUCAACCCCGACGUGCGCGGCUCAACGCCGCGAAUCAACGCUAUCCUCACGUAUGAGAAGUCGGAGGGGCAGCUGGCCAGCCCAUACACCCUGUCCAAGUUCUUCGGCCGCUCGUCGGAGGGGCAGCAAGCCCACGCUCAGUAG
Molecule: messenger RNA, 906 nt
Organism: Emiliania huxleyi CCMP1516
Lineage: Eukaryota; Haptophyta; Isochrysidales; Noelaerhabdaceae
Exons: 2
Coding region: 1-906 (301 amino acids)
Molecular function (GO): iron ion binding; L-ascorbic acid binding; oxidoreductase activity, acting on paired donors, with incorporation or reduction of molecular oxygen
Source: RefSeq, a predicted model, not a curated record